AUGAGACAAGACACGCUGCAACGGAUUCGAAACGGCUCCGCCAAUGAAGACUUGUCGCCUUAUAUCAUUGACCUCAGGGUGAGCCGAGUUUCGAAUGACCUUAUUGAUUUCUUCAUACUUCUCAACCUUUCAUCUGUCUUCUCAUCAUCUUAAGUUCUUAUCUGAUAGUUCAUUACUCAAGUGAAAGUCGAAAUAAAAAAUCUUAGGCAAUGAAUUCUUUUCAGUCAUCUCUUUGAACAUCAACAACAGCUGUGUGUUAAAAAAAACUUUAGGGAUAAGUUUAUCCCUUUUUAAAAUAUCGCGAUUUCAUUGAUAUUUGUUAUUUUUUAGAGCCCACCAGUUCGAAAAAUCUGGGAGACUGACCGGAUCGAGACGCGAAGAGCAGCAUCUCCAGCUCCUCCGAAAAAGCCAUACUCCCUCUUCGCCAAAUGCUUCGCCGAGUUCAUCGGCGUUCUUUCCUUCGUUUUCGCUGGUUGGCUUGAAAACUUCCGAACAACUGAUCAGAAAGACGUUCAGGAACCAUGCAAGCUAAUGUUUACGUAGCUCGAUCCACGGACGGACUCACUCACGCUGCGUUGAACGCCGGUUUUGCUUUGUUCGUCUUGGGAACGGUUUUUGGGCAUAUAAGGUAGGGACUGCAAACCAGGUUUCUUAGAUUCCAAUGUGCUCCACAAUUUUUUUUCGUUCAAAUUUAAGGGUUUUUCAGUGAAAUGGUCAACGUUUCAUUUGGUUUGGAAGCUUUUUGAAUGGAGCAAUACAUUCUAAAACACGACUUAAAAUGUCUAGCUUGCCUGCACUCUCUUUUCCAUUGCUUGAAAAGACUGAGGAAAAGAAAAAAGCCCGUGAAUGGGAGGAGAGACAACUGAGUCUAUUCCAAGUCAUGACGAUUUCCCCCGUGCUUCCUUUCCAAAAAAAAGACAAUAUCUACCUUUUCUACUUCAGUGGAGCGCAUUUCAAUCCGUCAGUUUCCUGGGCAGUCGCUCUAACAGGCAAACUACCCAUCGCACAUCUUCCUCUCUAUAUCGCUUCGCAACUUCUCGGAGGCUUCUGCGGAGCUGUUCUUUCUGCAGUCAGUUGAAUUUGCAGCAAAUCGAGCCAAACCUCUUUUCUGCGGGUCCUACAACGAAAGCGGCCAUUCGCGGUUACUGUAGAUGCCAGUCAAAUACCGGCGAAUGUCCGUUCCACAGUACAGCUUCAGCGCCACUACGACGUUCUGACCAACUCGACGCAUGUGACGGUUUGAAGUUGAAAAAGAAAGAAAGACAGGAAAAUUUGAGAAAACGAAAUUAAAAGAAAAAUUUAUACUCAAAAUAAAAUAAAGCAGUUUAACUACAUAUUUAAUAUUUUUGAAAAAAAUAUUAAUUUCUUAUUAUUUCGAAGCUUUUUCUUGUGAACCUCACUGAUUUAUUCAUCAAUUUAUCUCUUACAAGAUUCGAGACUCAAAAUACAGCGAUUAUUCUGGAACAAAUUGCAAAAAAGAAAAUUGUGGAAUGAAAUUUAAAUGAAAACUUCAAAAAGAUUAGUUUCCCUUUAACUUGAAAUUCCAGACAGAAAUCAUCAAGUCUCAACUUGUGGCCACUGGUUGUGGAGCGACGAUUCUGAGCUCAGAUCAUCAAUGGUGGGAGGUUUCGCUACAUUUUCUUUCCUUUUCCAGAACCAAGACACUUCAGGGCCUUAUAGCCGAAACUAUAGCCACUUUCCUUCUGGUCAAUGUUGUUCUAAUGGUAGCCGUUGACACAGACACGGUUUGACGCAUUGAAAAUCGUUUUCGAUCCAUUUUCUAUUUUCAGAUUCUAGUGGCCCCGCUGGCCAUCGCACUGAUGGCUUCUGUAGACGUUUUCGCAAUGUCAGUAAAAACAAGCAGUUUCUAAAAAAAUUAUUUGGACUUUUAAAACAAGAAAAAAAAUUAUACUUUUUGUAUACUUUACUUGACAUGGAAGGUCAUUUUUGCGUAGGAAUUUAGAUCCUUUUGAAAACUUUCCUCGAGAGGAAAAAAGUUGGAGUCUAAUUUGAAUCAUAUCAUUAACUAUAUGCCAAAAAUUUCAUUUAUUAGCUAGUCUUCUCAGAGGCGUCGAGAAACCUGAAAUAUAAAAAUAUAUCGCGCGUCGAGAUUUUAGAACCCCUUGAACCUCGCAAAGUAGAAGGAGGUCGUAAAAAACAUAAAAUAUAUUAGAACUUUAAUGCGAUAUUUCACCAAAAGCCUUCAAAAUUUAAUAGUGUAAUUAUGAAAAAAGUUCUACUUCUCACGCCUAAACUCUUCCAGAAAAUAUUGGAUCAUGAAAUCCAAAUUUUGAACUAUUUAUAGUCAUGUAGCAAAUGAGAGUAGAGUACCUAAAAGAAAAAAAAAAUUAAAAGCGCGCAGAGACACAGCGGAAUGUCGUUCCGUGAAAUUUCAAGUCGUGGCACACAGACUAUAUAACUAGAACUUCAGAGCAUCAAUAACUGGAGCGUCGAUGAAUCCGGCGAGAUCGUUUAGCUCCAACAUCGUGGCCGAGAUUUUCGUGGCACACGACGAACUUCCGCCUGGAUUCUGGGGACAUCACUACAUUUACUGGGCCGGUCCAUUCUUAGGAGCAACGAUUGCCGUAGGCGUUUACAGGUGAAUUCCAAAUUUUUAUAAGAAAAACGAAAGGACCUUUAUUUGAAAAAAAAGAACACGUAUACAUUUUUAUUUACAGGUUAUUUGAAGCACGCGAGGUUAGGCUGGUGCCGUGA
Molecule: messenger RNA, 2715 nt
Organism: Caenorhabditis auriculariae
Lineage: Eukaryota; Metazoa; Nematoda; Chromadorea; Rhabditida; Rhabditidae
Source: the annotation of a GenBank genome assembly